UGUCACGCAUUUGAGUUUUGCGUGUGAGAUGGCGUCCAUGGAUGCUCCCUGCGCUCACGCGUUGGCGACAUUGAGUGCGAACUGUGCUCCGUUGGGUUUGGGCCAGAUUGACAAAAGCGCUGAGACGCGGCCGUGAUGGCUCGCAUGGUCGCCUGGUGUGGCUGCUCACCGUCGUAUGGGCAGCCAACCAGGGCGACCGGCUGGGAUUUGGUAACGGUGGGGGUCAGCCAGGGUCGGUAUCAGUUUCGCGAUAAGGAUAGAAGGAUGCCAACCUCCCACCACCAAAGCCCCAGUCCAGCAGAAGGCCCGCCAGUCCGGAUGCCGAUAAAGCCCAUCGAACGACUGUCCAGCGGUCUGAUGAAAAAGAUUUGGGGAACUCGAGGCUCGACCAGGGCCGCCCAGGGCCGCCCAGCAGCCGACGAGAUGCGGUUUCGUCUGGGGAAGCCGCCCCGAGAUGAAUGGGAUGGCAUGGGAUAGCACGGCAUGACGGCACGCCGUGAAUAACACAGCACUGUCGAGUUAGCCUCGGGGCGCGAGUGUGGGGUCUUGUUCAAAGUUCUACUGGAGCACCCUCUUGUGGCCGUCCGGCAACCAGCAGCCCGCAGCCAGCCCUCCG
Lindgomyces ingoldianus is the source of this 616-nucleotide messenger RNA. RefSeq lists its product as uncharacterized. Lineage: Eukaryota; Fungi; Ascomycota; Dothideomycetes; Pleosporales; Lindgomycetaceae. The coding region runs from base 136 to 477 and encodes 113 amino acids. The record is from RefSeq and is a predicted model, not a curated record. The transcript has a single exon.